AUGAGCUUCUUUGGGUUCGGACAGAGUGCAGAUCUGGAAUUGGUCCUGAGCGACGCAGAGAGCAGGCGCCGGGCAGAGCAUAAGACCGAGGAGGGCAAGAAGGAGAAAUAUUUCCUCUUCUAUGACGGUGAGACGGUUUCGGGGAGGGUCAUCCUCACCCUCAAGCACCCAAACAAACGGCUGGAGCACCAGGGCAUCAAGGUGGAGUUCAUUGGGCAGAUCGAGCUAUAUUAUGACCGAGGGAACCACCAUGAAUUCGUGUCACUUGUGAAGGACUUGGCCCGCCCCGGAGAGUUCACCCAGUCACAGACCUUUGAUUUUGAAUUCACACACGUGGAGAAACCGUAUGAAUCCUACACGGGGCAGAACGUGAAGCUGAGAUACUUCCUCCGGGCCACCGUGAGCCGCAGACUGAACGACGUGGUGAAGGAGAUGGACAUUGUUGUACACACACUUAGCACGUACCCAGAACUUAAUUCCUCCAUCAAGAUGGAGGUGGGCAUUGAAGAUUGCCUGCAUAUUGAGUUUGAGUACAAUAAGUCCAAGUACCAUUUAAAAGACGUGAUCGUUGGGAAGAUCUACUUCCUCCUAGUGCGGAUCAAGAUCAAGCACAUGGAGAUCGACAUCAUCAAGAGGGAGACCACGGGGACCGGCCCUAAUGUUUACCAUGAAAAUGAUACAAUAGCUAAAUAUGAGAUCAUGGAUGGGGCACCUGUCAGAGGGGAGUCCAUCCCCAUCAGGCUCUUCCUCGCUGGCUACGAACUGACACCGACCAUGAGAGACAUCAAUAAGAAGUUCUCGGUGCGCUACUAUCUCAACCUCGUGCUGAUUGACGAGGAGGAGCGGCGCUAUUUUAAACAGCAGGAGGUGGUGUUAUGGCGCAAAGGCGACAUUGUGAGGAAGAGCAUGUCCCACCAAGCUGCCAUCGCCUCUCAGCGGUUCGAAGGCACGUCCUCCCAGACGGAGAGCAGAACGCCCAACCAGCCUUCAGAGAACAACGGGCGGCAGUGAGGGGGGUUGCAGCACGAAGGGUUCCAAAGCGCUUCCGUGGUCAAGGCUUGAAGACGUCGACGAGGAAGGAGAACGCAGAACGGAUCUUUCACCAGAGACUUGCGAACACAAAUUAUCUUGUCA
Messenger RNA from Lacerta agilis (Sand lizard), 1134 nucleotides. It is a transcript of the gene VPS26B, whose product is annotated as VPS26, retromer complex component B. The record is from RefSeq and is a predicted model, not a curated record. Gene Ontology annotation, biological process: retrograde transport, endosome to Golgi; intracellular protein transport. The transcript has 6 exons. Bases 1 to 1011 code for a protein of 336 amino acids. Lineage: Eukaryota; Metazoa; Chordata; Lepidosauria; Squamata; Lacertidae. Gene Ontology annotation, cellular component: endosome; retromer complex.